Messenger RNA from Echinops telfairi (small Madagascar hedgehog), 1423 nucleotides. It is a transcript of the gene B4GALT1, whose product is annotated as beta-1,4-galactosyltransferase 1. The coding region runs from base 1 to 1167 and encodes 388 amino acids. Lineage: Eukaryota; Metazoa; Chordata; Mammalia; Afrosoricida; Tenrecidae. Gene Ontology annotation, biological process: carbohydrate metabolic process; protein N-linked glycosylation. The transcript is spliced from 6 exons. Gene Ontology annotation, molecular function: beta-N-acetylglucosaminylglycopeptide beta-1,4-galactosyltransferase activity; cytoskeletal protein binding. The record is from RefSeq and is a predicted model, not a curated record.
AUGAGGUUUCGGGAGCCUCUCCUGGGCGGCAGCGCCGCGAUGCCCGGUGCGUCCCUGCAGCGGGCCUGCCGCCUGCUCGUGGCCAUCUGCGCGCUGCACCUCGGGGUCACCCUCGUCUACUACCUGUCCGGCCGGGAUCUCACCCGCCUGCCGCAGCUGAUGGGAGUCUCCUCGCCGCUGCGCGGGGGCGCGGGCGGCGCCGCUAACCUCGGGCAGCCCUCCGGGGAGCUCCGGCCCCGAGGGGCCCCGCCGCCGCUGCCCUCGGACUCUGCCUCCAAGCCGCACCCCGAUCGCCGUCCCACGAUCAACUGGACCGCGGCUCCCGAGCCCCACAGCACUGCGCUGCCGCUGCCCACCUGCCCGGAGGAAUCUCCCCUGCUCGUCGGCCCCAUGAUGAUCGAAUUUAACAUGCCGGUGGACCUGGAUCGGGUAGCGAGGCAGAACCCGAAGGUGAAGGUGGGCGGCCGCUAUGCCCCCACGGACUGUGUGUCUCCGCACAAAGUGGCCGUUAUCAUUCCAUUCCGCAACCGGCAGGAGCACCUCAGGUACUGGCUGUACUACUUGCACCCAAUCCUGCAACGCCAGCAGUUGGACUAUGGCAUCUAUGUCAUUAACCAGGAUGGAGACUCCAUGUUCAAUCGCGCUAAGCUCCUCAACGUUGGCUUUAAGGAGGCCUUGAAAGACUACGACUAUAACUGCUUUGUAUUCAGUGAUGUGGACCUCAUUCCAAUGGAUGACCAUAAUGCCUACCGGUGUUUUCCACAGCCACGGCACAUUUCCGUGGCCAUGGAUAAGUUUGGAUUUAGCCUGCCCUAUGUUCAGUAUUUUGGAGGCGUCUCGGCUCUCAGCAAGCAGCAGUUCCUCACCAUCAAUGGAUUUCCUAACAAUUACUGGGGCUGGGGAGGUGAGGAUGACGACAUUUUUAACAGAUUAGUGUUUAAAGGCAUGUCCAUAUCUCGCCCCAGUGCUGUGGUUGGGAAGUGUCGGAUGAUCCGCCACUCAAGAGACAAAAAAAAUGAACCUAAUCCUCAGAGGUUUGACAGAAUUGCACACACGAAGGAGACCAUGCUCUUGGAUGGUUUGAACACACUCUCCUACAAGGUGUUGGCCGUAGAGCGGUCCCCGUUGUAUACCAAAAUCACAGUGGAUGUUGGGAAGCCCAGCUAGCAUCUUCAUACACUUAUCAGAGACUUGAAAACGGCCAGGGGCCUCUGCCAGUGUCCCUGCCAAUGUGCUGGGCUGGUCCCUCUCUCGUUUGCACCAAUCAGAAUGAUAGGCUCCCCGGCCCACACCCCCGCACUCAGCCAUCAGAUGCCUUUCCCGAAGACCAAGACAGUGGGAUCGCUUGCCCCCAACUUGGCCUGGCAUGUGACUUCUGAGCGCCGAGGAUCUGUGACUGUAGGAACUGUGUCGGCAUCUGGGG